AUUCUCAUAUUAUUUCUCUGUAUAAGAGGCCAGUUGGUCAUCGGAUGUUGUUGAUAGUUGUGUAUAGUGUCGCAAAAAAGCGAGUAUUGUCCGUUGUCUCAUGGGUUAUCGGACAGAUAUAAUUUACGCGAAUUUGCGCCGAGUUUCAACCAUUAGUAAUAAGCUAAAUAAAUGUUCCAAGUUGUGGAGUGAAAUUUCGCAAAGAUAAUGAUGGCGCGGUGGUUGAAUCAACGAAGAGGUAACUCUCCAUUUUAGUGAAAAGAAUAGGAGAGAUAAUUAAUUCAAUGAACAGCUGACGAAGAAAUAAUUAUUCAAAGUCAACAUUUAAAAAUUUCAUCUUUAAAAUUGGAUGCUUUAACGAUUUAUAGGAAAAAAUCAGAGUUACUGACAAAAUAAAAUCCAAUUUCAUAAAGGAAAAGUUUUGAAAGAAAAACAUCUUUAUCUUUUGCUUGGUAUGAUUCGUAUGGCUCCAAGACCGGGAAAAUGGCCACUGUUUUCGAAAGUCCAUAUUUAUCAAAUCGACUACGACAAAUUGAAGAACGUUAUGAAGAACAUGGAACAUUUGGCAGAUGCGACUGCACCAGUUACAGUUAUUUAGCUCUAAGUCUCGUGCUUUUUACCAUUGGAACAGCGAUCACCAUUUUAUCCUUAGGCGAUGCUGCAAAUGGUCAUGUUUUUUCAAAUCUCGGCCAUAUGUGGCUGGUUGGACCGAUAUUUAUUGGCUCAGGCCUCAUGGUUGCUGUUAAGUGUAUUCUUUAUCUACGAAAAAAAUCUGUCAUUCAAAUGAUCUACCAUCAACGUCAAUUAUUUAGGCAAUUACAGGAGCUGGCAGGAGCACAAGGUGUUGGUGGAUCUGGAACUGGAACACCUGGUCCACCUCCUUAUGAAUCAAUUACUCAAAGUCAAGGACCUAGUGAAUUACCGCCUCCUUCGUAUGCUGAAGCUGUUGCUCUUUUACAUCAGUCUGAAAUUAAUGGUGCAAAACCCUCAAGUGGAACUCAAGCUGAUGGAAGUUUGUCAUCAGUUGGAUCAGCUCGAACUAAACCAUAAAUGCUUCCAAGUAUUUUUAAUUCAUAAUUAAUUAUGUCAUUAUUACCAAUAUUAACACGUACAGAACAUUUAGUACGAUGACUGAAAAUUAUUUUUGAUUUUUUGUGAAUUUUACAUUUUUUUUAAUAAUUGUAAGCCAAUAUUGACGAUUGAGAUA
This is a messenger RNA of Chelonus insularis, 1207 nucleotides long. RefSeq lists its product as uncharacterized. Lineage: Eukaryota; Metazoa; Arthropoda; Insecta; Hymenoptera; Braconidae. The record is from RefSeq and is a predicted model, not a curated record. The transcript is spliced from 3 exons. The coding region runs from base 484 to 1050 and encodes 188 amino acids.